AGUUUGUAGCGUUCGAUGGGAUAGGCCAUAACAACCAUCCAAGAAGGCGUUGUGCUACUAUGGGGAAAUACCGAACCGAACCGAGGAUAAAAACGGUUUUGGUUUAGUUUUUACUCGAGGUAAAUGCUGGAAAUUCGCCGGAAAGUCGAUGCAAGUGGAAAUUAUCGCAUAUUAGCGAUCAAAUGUGGACGUUGACGUCGAGCCGUGCGUAAUGAGCAGAGUUGGAAAAAGAAGGUGUUGAGCUGCAUUUUUUCUCUCUCUGCCAGAGACAACUUAGGUCGGAGUACUGCUUAAACUACGAGGCGAUACGAAGCAAAAUAAUGCCCACGAAGCUCUCCACUUUCUGGCAUGGCAGGCUGCGCCUGGGGCUUUGAGGACGCUCCAGAGGAUCCGUGCCUGACCCACAACCGAGGAUCGACAGGAAUACGUUGUCUGAGCAGAAUGACUCAGCAAGAGGGGGGACCCCCAAAUAGCAAGUGAAGAAAAGUGAGGAUGGGUGCCAAUGGAUCCAGCUAUCCACACUCAUGCUCCCCACGCAUAGGGGGAAAUGCACAAGCACAGCAAACUUUUAUAGGAACGUCAUCCUACUCCCAGCAGGGAUAUGGCUGGGAGUCUAAGCUAUACAGCCUGGAGCAUGGCCAUGAGCGGCCCACAGACAGGAAGAAGAAGAGUCUUGGCCUGGCGACACUCAAACGGAGGUUCAUCAAAAGGAGGAAGUCGAGCCGCUCAGCAGAUCAUGCGCGGCAGAUGCGGGAGCUUUUGUCAGGGUGGGACGUCCGUGACACAAACGCCCUUGUGGAGGAAUAUGAGGGCACAGCAGCCCUCAAGGAGCUGAGCUUCCAGGCCAGCCUGGCACGUGCUGAGGCACCCAGCUUGCAGCGGAAUCUGGCUGCCCUCUACCAGCAUAAAUACUGCACGGAUGUGGACCUCAUCUUCCAAGGUACUUGCUUCCCAGCUCACCGGGCAAUCCUGGCUGCCCGCUGCCCCUUUUUCAAGACUCUGCUGUCCUCAUCCCCUGGCUAUGGAGCAGAGGUUCUAAUGGAUAUUGAGACAGCUGGCAUUGAUGUGCCCAUGUUCUCUGCCCUACUUCACUACCUGUACACUGGGGAGUUUGGGGUGGGCGGAGCGGAGGAUACCAGGCUGCAGAACGUGGAUGUGCUUGUGCAACUCAGUGAGGAGUUUGGUACGCCCAACUCCCUGGAGGCUGAUAUGAAGGGCUUGUUUGACUACAUGUGUUACUACGACGCUCUGCUCAGCUUCUCCUCAGACUCUGAGAUGAUAGAGAACUGUAAUGAGCGAGGGGCUGUGGCUGCAGCACCAUCAGGGGGCUCAGGAGGCAAUGGGUGCCCCGGAACCCCAGAUGAGGACCUUAGGGCUCAUAAAGCUAUCCUCUCAGCACGUUCUCCUUUCUUCAGGAACCUUUUGCAGAGGCGCAUUCGCACAGGAGAGGAAAUGACUGAGCGCACAUUGCAGACACCCACCCGCAUAGUUCUGGAUGAGUCCAUCAUCCCACGGAAAUAUGUGCAGGUUAUUCUCCAUUGCAUGUACACAGAUGUGGUGGAGCUCGGGCUGGUGCUGCGGGGCAGUCCCUCAGCAGGCAGCCUUGGCGAGGUGCAAGCACUGGUGUCUGGGGGCCGUGGAGCCAGCACACGCACCGAGGAGGCCAUGGAGCUGUACCACAUCGCUCUGUUUUUGGAAUUUAGUAUGCUUGCUCAAGGCUGUGAGGACAUCGUUGUGGAAAGCCUGUCUCUGGACUCGCUCGUCCCCAUCUUGAAGUGGAGCUCCCAGCCUUAUGGCUCCAAAUGGGUCCACAGGCAGGCCAUGCACUUCCUCUGCGAGGAGUUCAGUCAGGUUGUCACCUCAGAUGUUCUCUACGAGCUUAGCAAGGAGCACCUUCUCAGCGCAAUUCAGUCUGACUACCUACAGGCGAGUGAACAGGACAUUCUCAAGUAUGUUGUUAAGUGGGGCGAGCAGCAGCUUAUUAAGAGGAUGGCAGACAGGGAGCCCAAUCUGUUGAGCGGGACAGCCCACAGCGUAAACAAGAGGGGAGAAAGGAGAGACCUGGAUGUGGAGGAGCUAAAGGAGAUCCUGUCUCCCCUCUUGCCCUUCAUCCGGACUGAGCACAUCUUACCUUCCAACAGUGACGUCCUCUCUGACGCGCUUAAAAGGGGUCUGAUAAGCACCCCUCCUUCAGACAUGCUGCCCACAGCUGAAGGGGGAAAAGCCAAUGCGUGGUUACGGCAGAAAAACGCUGGCAUCUAUGUGCGUCCCCGCCUCUUCUCUCCAUACGUGGAGGAGGCUAAGUCUGUGCUUGAUGAAAUGAUGGUGGAGCAGACAGACCUGGUGCGUUUGCGAUUAGUGCGCAUGUCCAACGUACCAGACACACUCUAUAUGGUCAACAAUGCUGUGCCUCAGUGCUGUCACAUGAUCAGCCACCAGCAAAUGGCAAGCAACUCAACCACGGCACCAUCGGUUGUGGCCAAUGAAAUUCCAGUGCCGCAGCUGUCGGUCGUAAAGGAGAUGAUCCGGAGGCUGCAGGAACUGAGACACACAGAGCAGGUCCAGAGAGCUUAUGCCCUCAACUGUGGUGAAGGAGCCACCGUCAGCUAUGAGCUACAGCUGCGGGUGCUGAGGGAGUUUGGUCUGGCAGACGGCGCCACUGAGCUACUGCAGAACCCAUACAAGUUCUUCCCCGAUGAACGGUUCGGAGAUGAGAGUCCAAUUCUGGCUCUGCGCCAGGUGGGUCGGUGUCGGGUAAACAGCAGCCCAGCCAUGGAUAGCAUGUUCACAGAGCUGGAAGGGGUAGUAGGCUUCCACCCUCCUUUACCUCCUCCACCUCCCCCCUACCACCCACCUGCCACACCCAGCCAUGCUCAGCUCAAGGGUGCCUGGCGACCCCGUGUACCCAUGCCCACCCCCACCCGUUCCUUCUCCUACCCCUGCAACCGCACCUUGAUCCAGCGCCAUGCAGCCGCCAAGCAUGGCAGCUCAGACUACUCCUCUGUGCCCAGGCCCCAGCCCCCAGACUGUACCAACCCGCAAGCUAUGGGCCGAGUUUUGCUCUCAGACCGGCAAGCGAUGGGCAUGGAGCCUGUUAUAAGGGAGUUCAUGCCUGACAUUGCACUGGGUGUGUCGGUGAUGUCCCUAAGGGAGCAGCACAUGGCAGAGAUGGACAGGGAAAGCCCUCACAGCCCAAUGGGCCCCUCAGGCCGCCAUCUACCCCAUGGGCCCUGCCCUUCCUCCCGCCUCAGCCAUGGCCACGGUCCUGGGCAUGGUCACUCCUGCAAGAGACACGCUCCCGAACCCAAGCUGGAGGCUCAAGCCGAGUUCCCUGACCUGUAUGACUUCUCCUGCCGACCUGCAACCCCGACCUCUGCUCACCCUCUGCCCUCCUUUUCAGGACCAGACCUCUACAGUCACAGCUGCACCCCCUCCAGCUCUUAUCCACCCCCCUACAUUUCUGACUCUCAGUCCCAAGGUCACUUGCAGGGACGAACUGCCCCAGACUCACUACGUCUGGAUGUACUCAGCAUGACCUCUCAGAGGCAUGAUGGAGUCCUUGCCAGCCCCUCUGGGGCCCAGCCUAGAAUGGGACACACACCAAGGGGGCGAUCAAAUGAGACAGACCUGACUCAUGGCUUGGGUCAUUUACGGUCUCCCAGUGGGAACAUGGACAACUAUGAGGAGAGGCACACAGGAACUAGAGAUGCCCCAGAGGAGAUGGUUCUAGCUGGAGAAUCAUCAGGCCUGGGGCCCCUCCAGCAGCCUCACAGGAACAGUGUCAGCGAAGAGAUCACCAGAGACCGCAGGUCACCCAGCAAGCCUGACUACCCUUAUAAGAAAUCUGCACUUUAACCCCAGUUGAGGGCCAAAGGUUGAGUUAAGAAAAGGGAAAGCGUGAUGAGUGGCCAUCACAAUGGAUGGCAAAGCACUAAAUGUGUGCCUGUGUAUAUGUGUGUGUGUGUGUGUUUGAGAGGAGCAGGGAAAAGGGGUGGUCGAUGGUUGCUAUUUAUAGGAUCUCUCCUUUUGUCCUACCUCUAUCACACUGUGCUAUCCAUCACACAGUCAAGAGUAUGGGAAGAGUAAGAGAUGUAGGUUAAUUGGCGAUGCUUGUAAUUGAUCUCCGCAAGCCCAAGUCCUGCUGGUUUAGAGGAUGACUCAGGCUCUACUGGGAUGGAUUGGUCUCUUGAGUUUGAUUGUAAAGAAAGAGGUUUGCUCUAUGCUGUGUGAAUCCUGCAUGAGGAGGUCACAACACUAGAUGUAGCUCAGUUAUGAACUGAUGUUUUAAGACUUUCUUUUCAUUGGUUCUGUUGUCUCUGUUAUUUUCAGCAAGUAAUGAGGAGAUGGCAGGAUAAGAAUCUUAAUUUACACAAGCAAACAAUGGCACCCAAUGUGGGACAGACAGUAUUAUGAUAAAAAUCAUAUGUAAAUUCUUCGGGAUGUGUUCUUUUCCUCCCUUGACUUGUAUUUCCAUUUUUUCCUGUAGCAUGCCUAUAGCAACCCACCUUACUAGUUUCCCUCCUCCUGGCCCUGGUUCUGCAGUGCUGAGGGACAGGCCACAAAAGCAGGAAUUGGACCUGACAGGAAGUAGGUCAUCAGAGCUCCAUUCUCCUGUAACCCAGUCUGAUCAUUGUGUCAGGCUUUAACUAUCACAGCCUCUCAGUGUCUAGCUUAGAGGCAGACAGGAGUAUCGCGGGCAGGUUCAUUACUGAUGCGGAAAUAUAGGGGUGCCAUGACAACUGACGAAGUGCUGGGGGUGUGUUAGUUUUUCAGCUGGAACAGGUGUUUCUGUGUGUGAGGAUAACUUUAGUACACACAGGUGUUUAGACAAUCUCUGUACUGUAUGCUUCCAUCUUUAGUCAGGUCUGUUUGUACAUAUCAGAGUAUUUUGGCACGGAGUACGGUGGUCAGGGUGCUGGAGUUCCCUCUUGUUCUGUUUUUAAUUCAGUAGCAUCAAUUAAUCAAAUCUAAAGCCUUAACCAGUGCUUGGAAUAUUCAGUUUUAGCUACCUUCAAUUAAAUGAUGUCAUUAUAUCGCAACCCGUUAAUUGCUUAUUUGACUGUUCUGUUCACCAAAACCAUGUACAUACAUCUGGCCUCCAUCUCACCACCUCAUGGGAGAUUGUGGACCUGCACCUCCAGCGUUGUUACUGUUAAAUAUACUGUUAAAGAGCCACAGCGUCUGUAGCUCCAGAACCCUGCGAGUACACACACACAAAAGCCUGUUACAGCCAACAGCUGGCAUACAACCUCACAUACAAGUAUCGUUGCACUGUAGGAGCCACCUGUCUGUUAGCUGAAGGGAAAAGGAACAAAUGAAUUUUGAACAAAAGGAAUCUUAUAUUGAAGAGAAGUUGGCGAUUGCUGGCUCAUAUCUCCAAUGGAAAUUGUAUAUAAUGAAUUGAGUUCCACAUGUUCUGAUGAAUUUUUAAUGGUUUCUAUCACAUUUUAGUGGUUGUUGAAGGUUUGUGUUUUUACUGUAGUGGACAACACUGUGUACUUGUCUUUGUCCUGAAAUCUCACUAAGAAUGUGUGGUAUAAAACAUAAAGAUUGUGUCUCAGAAUCUAUUUUGUUCUUAAAUGUUAUGCAUUAGGGCAGUUUGUUCAAUGUUGUAGGUGUUGUGGAUUACCAUGUUUGUAGAGAUGUCCCCCCCGCCCCUAUUUUCCUUUACUUUUAAAGCAACAGGAAUAUGAGAAGGAUCUGAAGACAUUAGCGCUCAGCUUAGCAGUGAUGAAGUUGCCAAGCAGAAAAAUAAUUUUUCCAUCUAGGUUGCUUCAUGGGGAAAAAAUGCAAAACUCCAGAUUCCUCCCCAUGUUCAUGUUUGGGUAGUUGUUUUAUUUUCCUGGACAAUGUACCAUUGAAUAAAAGUCCUUGUUUUGCUCUUUGCUGUAGACAAGUCAGUGCCUUCCCCCGCCUGCGGCCGGGCUUUUAUUGGAGAAGUGACUUUGAUGUCUAUGCAAGCUCUUUUCUACCAGCUUACCAGCCUGCAUCAAAUACUCCUUUGAAAUCUCAUGUAGCUUGUUUUGUGUACAUAGUGUUAUUUAGCACCUUUUGAAACGGAACCAUCUGAAAUGUGUGAUUGCUUGUGUUGAACAGGUACAUUGUACUUGUACGGUAUCAUAGAAAACAUGUUUGUAGAUUGAUAUUAAGUUGCAUUUAGUUUCACUGAAUCUAUUUUUCUACUGUCACCUCAAAAGGUGCAUAACAGUGGUUAACUUGGGCAUCCUCAAAAUAAACUGGUUUGAUAUUACGGAAUUCA
This is a messenger RNA of Micropterus salmoides (largemouth bass), 6259 nucleotides long. RefSeq names its product BTB/POZ domain-containing protein 7-like. The record is from RefSeq and is a predicted model, not a curated record. Lineage: Eukaryota; Metazoa; Chordata; Actinopteri; Centrarchiformes; Centrarchidae. Gene Ontology annotation, biological process: morphogenesis of a branching epithelium. Gene Ontology annotation, molecular function: protein binding.